GCAUAUUCAAUUCCACCUGUCUUUUCUCUUUUCUCUUUCUCUCUCAACGAAGCUUCUUCUUUUUUUGUUUUUUUGUUUUUUUUUUACUUUUAUUUUAUUUAAUUUCGGUUUCAGAGUUUGUUGAGCAAAAGGUGGAGUAGAACCUCAGGCUGUCCUCUAAUCGAAGCGAUUCUAGGUUUUUGGUGUUUCCUGUAUUCCAAUCAUCUGCGAUUCCAAUCCCUCACCCCUUCCCAUCGAUUGUCAAGCUUUAGGCGUCUCCGAUCGUAUCCACAUCGUCGCCGCCUCGUUUUCUCCGUCCGAUCGACGCCUUUUUUGUCAAAUAUGUUUGUGAUUUCUUGGAGGAAUUUUAAUUUAUACGUUUUAAGAUCGAAUUCGCUACCGAUCCUUGAUUCUUCUGUCUGUUGUUGUAGAAACUCUAGGUUUAAUCUGCUAAUUGUUUAAUUGGGUUUUUGUGAAUUAGGUAACAAGUUAGGGGUUUUUGUGGUAUGAAUCGUUGAUUGGUUGAAUUUUGUGUAGAUAUUUUAGAUUUUGUGUUUGGAUUUGGUGCUGUAGGGAUUUUCUAUUUUCUUGUUUUGGGGUUUGAAUAAAGGCUAUGUAUAUUGAGGAAUUGAAGGGAGGAGGGGAAGUUGAAAGUGGGGAAGUAGGGAAUUUGUGUGCUGGAGACAGCGAAUUUGGUAGUGGGAGUAUUGCCGCUUUGGAUGCCAAAAGGGUUUUGAUUGGGGCAGGGGCUCGUGCGCUUUUUUACCCUACGCUGCUCUACAACGUUGUCAGAAAUAAGAUUCAGGCUGAAUUCCGGUGGUGGGAUAAGGUUGAUGAGUUUAUACUUUUAGGUGCUGUCCCAUUCCCUGUUGAUGUUCCCUGCCUAAAGGAGCUUGGAGUUCGUGGAGUCAUCACUCUUAAUGAGUCGUAUGAGACCUUGGUUCCAACGUCUCUGUACCAUGCUCAUGGCAUUGACCAUCUGGUGCUCCCAACAAGAGAUUACUGCUUUGCACCAUCAUUAACUGAUAUAUGUCAUGCUGUAGAGUUUAUACAUGAAAAUGCAUCAUUUGGACGAACGACAUAUGUCCAUUGUAAAGCUGGACGGGGACGUAGCACAACCAUUGUUAUCUGUUACCUGGUGCAACACAAGAAGAUGACACCUGAUUCUGCUUAUGAUUAUGUUAAGUCAAUUCGCCCAAGGGUACUUUUAGCAUCAUCCCAGUGGCAGGCAGUUCAGGAAUUCUACCAUCUGAAGGUGAAGAAUGCAGUUGCUUACUGCCCAGAAAUCAAUCUUGUAAAGAGGGCCCCAGGAUUAGCAGCUUCUCGAGAUUUAGUUCCAUUUGAUGAUGGCUCGGUAGUUGUGGUAACAAAAUCUGAUCUUGAAGGUUAUGACCCGAGUCUGGAAUCGACUGAUGAGGGAACUGAGAUAUGGGCAGAUCUAAGUGUGGUCUACCGUGUUCGAGUUGCUGGACAGGCAGCUUUGGCAAGAGUAUCAUGCUUUUGGCUUCGGUGCCGUGCACAUCAGAAUUAUUCAGGGAAGAAGUUGGGCAGGGAGAGAAGUUGCUCUAUUAGGGCUGAUCAUCUGGGAGGCAUCAGUGUGGACAUCCAUGUCUACUGAUGAGAAAAAUCACUGGAAUUGUAUACGAUAUGUUUUAUAUUAUGUGCCUUUCAAAUCUUUUUCAAACAGAAAUCGAGAAUAAUGUUACCCCAGGCACAACUGUAAACUGUUUUCCCCAUGUAAAUUGAGUUGUUAUGGUGUUCGAGUCACAACUGAAAAAUUGUGCA
Messenger RNA from Ziziphus jujuba (common jujube), 1764 nucleotides. Its product is annotated as phosphatidylglycerophosphate phosphatase PTPMT1. The record is from RefSeq and is a predicted model, not a curated record. Gene Ontology annotation, biological process: protein dephosphorylation. Lineage: Eukaryota; Viridiplantae; Streptophyta; Magnoliopsida; Rosales; Rhamnaceae. The transcript has 6 exons. Gene Ontology annotation, molecular function: protein tyrosine/serine/threonine phosphatase activity; phosphatidylinositol-4,5-bisphosphate 5-phosphatase activity. Bases 593 to 1597 code for a protein of 334 amino acids.